GUGGACAUGCGUGCGAGGGCGCUCAGCGACCAGUUCACGAACGAGGCGGCCAAGAUCACAAAGGAGCACGUCGAGGAUAUCCACCAGGGCGUCAUCGGCCUCCACGAGCAGUUCCAGGGCAUGGACGCGCUGCAGCAAAACAUUGUCGACAUGGUCUACUACGCGCUCGCCAGCCAGGACGGCAUGGCCAAGAUGCUGUCGGACGCGGUGGAAAGUGAGUACCUAACAAUUCGGCACACAUGACGUCUCUCUAUACGCUAACGGUAGUUGGGGUAGUGUUCAACUACUAUAAGCGAAGCGAGGAGGAGGGGGAGGAGAAACGGGAAGAGCAUGCAGCUACAAGUACCAAUCCUAGGCGAGUGAGCUCUUCGGCUUCAGCCUCGGUUCUGGGGUCGCUGACCACGCCCGACACCAAGCUCGUGCAGCUGCAGUGGGUACUCGACGUGCAGCGCGGGCACGCGGCGCAGGACGUCAGCUUCGUCCGGCAGCAGGGGCAGGAGUUCGACGCCAAGUCCACGUCCGCCGGGGCGGCCAUUUUCCUCGACACCAGCUUCCAGCGGUGGAUGAGUGCCGACGUACCCGACCUUGUCUACGUCGAGGCCCGCCUGGAGCGCAUCUACGGCAAGACGUCGCCCAUUUCGUACUUUUGCGCGCAGCUGGUGCACAAGUUCAACGAGGCACCCCACACGACCGUCACGCUGUCCUUCUUCUGCGGGCAGCACGUUGCCGUCAAGGACGCCCUCCGGGGCCCGCGGGGCCUGAUGCGCAGCCUCAUCGCCCAGCUCCUCCGAGCCUGGCCCAAGGCCUGUCUCGACGACCUGGACCUGGCCGCGCUUGAGGGCCGCAACCACACCUGCAUCCCGGUUGCGGAGCUCUGCCUCAUGUUCAAACUCGUCGUCCGCCAGAUACCCUGUCACUACAACGUCAUAUGCAUCGUCGACGACGUCGGCCGGCUCGAGAUGGAUGAGUGGAGCAGCGAAUACUGGGCAGUCAUGGGCAUGCUCGAGGACUUGGUCAACGGGGCCGAGGCGGGUGUGCGGUUCAAGGUGCUGAUAACGAGUCCCGCGCGCAGUAGGUGGUUGCGCGGCGAUAAGGAGGUCCAGCCGCAUCACAGAGUCUUGGUAACGGACAGUGGGUUGCCGAUGGGAUUAAGAAUCUAAUUGGGCGAAGAAAUCAGGUUACGUCAUCCUCUCCGAGUUGACGGAUUUUGCUAUUAUCGGUAAGAUUGAUAGGCGUGACCCAGCUUCUGACUGACUCUCAUUUCC
Messenger RNA from Lasiosphaeria miniovina, 1265 nucleotides. RefSeq lists its product as uncharacterized. Lineage: Eukaryota; Fungi; Ascomycota; Sordariomycetes; Sordariales; Lasiosphaeriaceae. The record is from RefSeq and is a predicted model, not a curated record. The coding region runs from base 240 to 1160 and encodes 306 amino acids. The transcript has a single exon.